Triticum aestivum (bread wheat) is the source of this 999-nucleotide messenger RNA. RefSeq names its product pathogenesis-related protein 1-like. Gene Ontology annotation, molecular function: abscisic acid binding; signaling receptor activity; protein phosphatase inhibitor activity. NCBI's taxonomy places the organism in Eukaryota, Viridiplantae, Streptophyta, Magnoliopsida, Poales, Poaceae. The transcript has 2 exons. The coding region runs from base 527 to 784 and encodes 85 amino acids. The record is from RefSeq and is a predicted model, not a curated record. Gene Ontology annotation, biological process: abscisic acid-activated signaling pathway.
CAUAGUACUACAAUUACUUUGCACUAGCAACACAACGCUCUGACUGAGCUCAUAGCGUUCGCACCUGCCGAUCUUAACUAGUUGAUCACCGCAGAAAUGGCCUCCACCAACAGCUGGACUCACGACAUCGAGUCGUCGGUCGCUGCACCGCGCCUGUUCCGUGCCGGAGUCAUGGACUGACAUACUUUGGCACCCAAGCUCGCGCCCCACAUCGUCGCCAGUGCCCACCCCGUCGAGGGCGAAGGCGGCAUCGGCAGCGUCAGGCAGUUCAACUUCACCUCAGCCUCCUCAGCCAUGCCCUUUACCCUCGUGAAGGAGAGGCUCGAGUUCCUGGACGCGGACAAGUGCGAGUGCAAGUCGACCCUUGUGCAGUGGCGUAGCUAGGCGGUGGCCAGGGUGGUCCAUGGACCAUCCUGGAAUUUUCCCAUAGCUUGUAUAUAGUGUAGUAAAAAAUAUUUCUGUGAAAAUAAAUAAACUUACCAGUGCAAAAAAAAGAAAUAAAUAAACUUACGUAAAAUUUCUAUUAAUGGACCACCCUUACUUAUCGGGCUGGCUACGCCACUGCGAGGGCGGCGGCAUCGGCACGGCGAUCGAGACCGCGACGUCGCACAUCAAGGUGGAGCCGGCGGCCAACGGAGGGAGCUUCGUGAAGGUGGACUCGACGUACAAACUGCUGUCAGGCGUGGAGGUGAAUGACGAAAUCACCAAGGCCAAGGAAUCCGUCACCGCCAUCUUUAAGGCCGCCGAGGCCUACCUCAUCGCCAACCCUGACGCCUACAACUGAAUCAGUUGAGAGGGAUAAUAUAUGAUUAUCAUGUCCCUAGUUUGAUUUUUGUGUUCUCGCGAUCUAAUAAAGCUGCUACAAUCUCUAAGCUAUAGUAAUGGCGCGGAGCACGAGAGCACCGGGCAGAGUGUGGACGUGAGAAGUUUAAAAGUUGAGUAUUUGUAACUAUCAAAGGGUCCUGUUGUUUGAUGAUGUUGGUGCUUGCUUAUGUGAAA